This is a messenger RNA of Vicia villosa (hairy vetch), 566 nucleotides long. RefSeq lists its product as uncharacterized. Gene Ontology annotation, cellular component: delta DNA polymerase complex. The record is from RefSeq and is a predicted model, not a curated record. Gene Ontology annotation, biological process: DNA-templated DNA replication; DNA synthesis involved in DNA repair. Gene Ontology annotation, molecular function: DNA-directed DNA polymerase activity. The transcript has 2 exons. NCBI's taxonomy places the organism in Eukaryota, Viridiplantae, Streptophyta, Magnoliopsida, Fabales, Fabaceae. Bases 44 to 397 code for a protein of 117 amino acids.
UCAGUUUUCAAAUUCAAAAUUUGAAAAGAGAUAGAAAGAGAAAAUGUCAUCAGUGAAAGGUUUCUACAAGCAGAAGAAAAACCCCAACACCGCCACAAAAUCAUCCAAAUCCAAAAAGCCUCCGAUCCGUGCCGCCACUUUCGGUUCCAAUCUCGCCCAGCCACCAGCCCUCACAUCCCGCAACGGCAAACCAGAUCUCCAAGAUGAAUACAGCGAAAGCGAAUCGGUAUUGCGACAAUUUGACAUGAACAUGGUUUACGGGCCUUGUAUUGGGAUGACGAGGCUGGCACGGUUGGAGCGUGCGGUGAAUCUCGGUUUGAACCCUCCGCAGGAAAUUGAGAGGCUUUUGAAAAGUGGUAAAGUUCAGCAGGAAUCUCUCUGGGACACUCGCAUUUAGAAUGUUUGUGUUUAUUAUUACUAUAAUCUAUAACCAAAGUAUAAUAAUCUCUGGCUGUUAUAGUUUCUGAUAUGACUUGUUUGUUUAGAUUUUGUUUAUGGAAAUCAGUUUCUGGCUGUGUUCCCUUGGUUUUUGAUGAUAUAUAAAUUGACUUUGUUUGCUGGUUUAA